Messenger RNA from Lentinula edodes (shiitake mushroom), 2487 nucleotides. RefSeq names its product origin recognition complex subunit 3 N-terminus-domain-containing protein. Gene Ontology annotation, biological process: DNA replication initiation; DNA replication. Gene Ontology annotation, cellular component: nuclear origin of replication recognition complex; DNA replication preinitiation complex; nuclear pre-replicative complex. NCBI's taxonomy places the organism in Eukaryota, Fungi, Basidiomycota, Agaricomycetes, Agaricales, Omphalotaceae. The record is from RefSeq and is a predicted model, not a curated record. The transcript has 8 exons. Gene Ontology annotation, molecular function: DNA replication origin binding. The coding region runs from base 1 to 2487 and encodes 828 amino acids.
AUGGUUAAUCUUGAUGAUGUUAACGAGACAGCAUAUUACAUUCCUUAUGAAGAGCAAAACGCAGAACCCUCAGAACCCUCACUCCCUCUACGUCUCGCAUUUGACCUUCCGAAUGGCCCUGAACUAAGGUGGAACGCGUAUAAAUCGGCUUGGGACAAGUGUUUAAAUCGGAUACAGACACUUUUCCACGAACUAUACGAACCGGUAGUAGCUGAGGUGGUGGAGAAGAUAGAAUCCGCGUAUAACGACGACAAACAAAGCGACUUUACUUCGCUGGCUCUACCGCACUUUGAAAUACCUACAAUUGCUGUGGCCAACUCGUCUUCAGCAGACCCGUACUUUCUAUCUUCUGUCAUAUCUCAGCUGCGUUCAAUUGCACAUUUAUAUCCCUCCGAUUGCGUAAACUUAACAACUGCGAUGAAAUUCAUCAUUUCGGGAUUCCUCUCUACUUCAGGCUCUGGCUCAUCAUACAAAUCGUCUGCGAAAAUACUCGCUGCGUAUGAUAUCAACGUGCUCGUGGCUUGGUAUUCAGCCCAAAAGGCAGACACAAGACCUCAGAAACUCAUCCUGUUAUUGCAUGACUUUGAGCAGUUCGAUCCUGGUGUCUUACAAGACGUGCUAUAUAUUUGCAGCCAACACGUUCCCUCUCUUCCCCUGGUUGUUCUCAUUUCCCUAUCAUCGCCCCUAUCGCCUCUAUCACCCCAAUCGUACUUGCAUGUUACGUAUCCUCGUUCGACUCUCAAACUCAUGCGCAUCCAAUCGGUCAUCGUUCCUGGUGGACCGAGGGUAUUGGAGGAGGUUAUUAUCAAGACUUUCGUUAACCUUUCCUCUGUCAAUGACGAGUUGGACAUUGUCCCAGGCCCAGCUGUCCUCGAGUUCUUGGUAGAAUAUGCGACCCGAUUUAAUCCUUCCGUGCAUGCGCUAUUGAAUAUACUUCAGCUUGCCCAUCUAAAACAUUUCCUCACCAACCCUCUGACCGCACUCGUCUCUCUUGUACCUCACCUUCCAUCCGGUAUUAAUGCAUUAUCUCUCGAAUCGACCCUUCAAGAACCAGGUUCAACCGAUUUCAAAGAGCUAUUGGUCCAAAGGUUAACAUUCGACCGUGAUGACGCCGAUAACUCUAAUUUGACCUCCUCACUCCCCGCCUUGACCCGCGCGGUCCACAUCGCCUGCUCUCAAUUCCGCACCCGUACUCGUUCCAUCCGGCUCGCUUACCUUCUCUUGCAGGGGCUCCAUGGUUUUCUUUCGGAGAAGGGUUAUAAAGGUCUAGGAAAUCAUUGGGGAUCGACAACCGUUCCUGCAUUCAUGAGUACGGCGGCUCAAACGGCGGCCUCCACGUUGUCUUCUCGAUACCCACAGUACCUCAGCUUGCAGAAUUACAUCAACCUGUUACAAUUGCACGCUCAAACUCACUCAAAGCAAUCAGUGAAAGACAUCACAUACGCUCGAACACUUCUUCGAAAACUCCGACCGGAGGAGCUGAGGGCAUAUUUGAAUACAUUAAUCCCGAAAUUCCAGGAGUUGCAAAAUGACUUGGGUGUCGACAUACCUACGGGCGAUGAUGACGGCGAGGAGAGCUCAAACUUGAAUCUGGCGGAGGUCGUGCGCAUGUUAGAAGAAUGGAGGUCAGAAGCCGAAGAGGUUUAUAGAGCUUACGAGACCGUCGAAACGGGUACCCGGGAGAGAAAUAUGAACGAGGCUGCAGUAGAAAAGUUCAAAUUAUUAAAGGAGAAUCUGGCAGAGUGGAUGUAUGAAUAUCUGGGUGUUCUUACGACUCCGAUUGAAAGUGGUCCCCUGUGGGAUGUCUAUUACACUGGUUCUGCAGUGUUUCCUUCUGAGACUCUCAAUCCCUCGAUCCGCGCAUCCAUCAUAGCUGGUCUCUUGAGACCUAAAGAUUUCGUUGCUGAACCUUCACCUUCUAUAUUUUCGCAUGUUCCUGCAGGGGACGACGGAUGCGAGGUAGCUCAGUCAGAAAGGACUCGUACAGCUCAUGCAGGUCAAAAAGAUACCCCACAAGACAACUUUGUAGAGGACGAGAACGGUGAUGAAAUCACAGACGAUUCAGACCCCCUCCACACCCUCCCCGACACAUCCGUCCUCUUCCACCGAUAUCUCGAGAGCGGGAAGAUGAUCAACGUGUAUGAUUGGUUUGAGUCGUUUCAUACUGUCAUUGGGAUACGGAGACGGGAGACGAACGCGAAAGAGGGGCAAAAGAAGAGGAAAGGGAAAGCGGCAAAUGGAAUUGUUUCCCCCGCAAAGAAAGGCAAGGAGAAGGCCAGAGAUUCAGAUCUAGAUGGUGAUGAGGAAAUGAAGGAUCACGGGGAAGAACCUCCUGACUCCAGCUCAGACUCAGAGGAACGCCAUCAACUUCUUGUCCAGGCCCGCUUCAUUCGAGCCUUGCACGAACUUGAUUUUCUGGGGUUCAUUAAGCAUACGAGGAGGAAGCCAGACCAUGUCUUGAGGACUGUGUUUGAUGUUGGGGAUUAG